AUGAAUACGUUGGAUAUUUCCAACCGUUACGCUUGUUCACGAUGCGAUAAAACCUUUAGUAGGAAGUAUGAUAUGCAGAGGCAUGAACAAAAUGAGCAUGAUACUGGAGAAGAAACGAGUGAAGAUGAAGACUCCGACCCACCCUCUCAAAUGCAAAGAGUUGAAGAAUCCAACGAUGAUUCCGAAACGAGCGUAUCAGAAAGCGAUGGACACGAAUCGUCACUGACAGCAAACAUGGAAGAAACUGAAGACAACCUCGCUUAUCGCGGAUGGUUGGAGCAAGCCAUGACGGCCACCAAGGACUUGAGAGACGAAAAAUAUCAGAAAUACAUCUCAGAAGGAAUGGAAGAGGAAGACGCUAAAGAAAAGGCUCACGUGAAACUAAUGAAGUAUGAUAUGCAGAGGCAUGAACAAAAUGAGCAUGAUACUGGAGAAGAAACGAGUGAAGAUGAAGACUCCGACCCACCCUCUCAAAUGCAAAGAGUUGAAGAAUCCAACGAUGAUUCCGAAACGAGCGUAUCAGAAAGCGAUGGACACGAAUCGUCACUGACAGCAAACAUGGAAGAAACUGAAGACAACCUCGCUUAUCGCGGAUGGUUGGAGCAAGCCAUGACGGCCACCAAGGACUUGAGAGACGAAAAAUAUCAGAAAUACAUCUCAGAAGGAAUGGAAGAGGAAGACGCUAAAGAAAAGGCUCACGUGCUUAUGUAG
Molecule: messenger RNA, 711 nt
Organism: Lytechinus pictus (painted urchin)
Lineage: Eukaryota; Metazoa; Echinodermata; Echinoidea; Temnopleuroida; Toxopneustidae
Product: dentin matrix acidic phosphoprotein 1-like
Exons: 2
Coding region: 1-711 (236 amino acids)
Source: RefSeq, a predicted model, not a curated record